Hermetia illucens (black soldier fly) is the source of this 4266-nucleotide messenger RNA. It is a transcript of the gene AP-1gamma, whose product is annotated as AP-1 complex subunit gamma-1. NCBI's taxonomy places the organism in Eukaryota, Metazoa, Arthropoda, Insecta, Diptera, Stratiomyidae. The record is from RefSeq and is a predicted model, not a curated record. Gene Ontology annotation, molecular function: clathrin-cargo adaptor activity. Gene Ontology annotation, biological process: intracellular protein transport; Golgi to vacuole transport; receptor-mediated endocytosis. Gene Ontology annotation, cellular component: AP-1 adaptor complex; Golgi apparatus; membrane coat. The transcript is spliced from 16 exons. The coding region runs from base 780 to 3449 and encodes 889 amino acids.
UGAAUGUCAGCGCAUAAAAUGUCAUCGUCACAAAAUGUUCGGAUGUCUUUAGAUUGCACGGGAAUUUUUUUCUACAAUUUUUCUAAUAACUUUGUUUACCUUAUUUCAUCGUUUUAUUUAAAUUUAGAUUUUAAACGUCUGUAAAAGCCACAUCGGUGUCCAUUCAAUUUCCCAGCCGAGCGUUUUCUCUACGAAAAUCGUGUGGAUAAGUUGACCGAGCGAGAAAAUAUUGUCAUUCUUGGGGGCACCUUUCCCAAUAAGCCACAGAAAAGUUGACGUCGGGCCGAGAAAAGAAAAAGGAAACAGUCGAACGAACCCGAAACAGUAAAGAUUUCAGCUUGGGGACUGAAGUAAUUAUUGGAAACGUUUGCAGUGAUUGAGAUAUAAUUGCCGAAUGUGUGUGACUUUUCCGAUGUCAGUGUUCUCGUUGUUUGCUUGAAGUAUUUUCAGUUUCGUGUCAUUUGUGGCCUGUUGUGACUCGCAGUGAACUUCGCCAGAGACUUGAACGCUGGAAAAUGUGUUGAACGGGACGUGUUGCACGUUCUCGUGACUGUUAUUGGCAUUCAUUCACUAUUAUCCUUCUGGCAAACUAAACGUUCCAUUCCAGUAUUAUUUUCGCUAGUUUCUAACUUAGUUCCGCGAAGGGCUGUCCGCGUGUAGCGACGAAUAAGAGCAAAACGUCCCAUUUAACUCUUCGCAUACAUUCCAAGUCGAUAAGUCACCAGGCACCUCGGAAAACAGCUUACAGCCGAUAACCGGAUCGCAAACAUAGUCCUAAAAUGAAUUCCGAGCAUGGGUUUAAUCCGGCCUUUAAUAUGGCCACAAUCCGGCAAGCGUUCAGCGAAGCUGUCGAACGGGUAAGAAUGCCCACACCAACAAGACUCAGGGACUUGAUACGACAGAUUCGAGCGGCCAGAACAGCGGCAGAGGAGCGGGCGGUAGUAAAUAAGGAAUGUGCCUACAUCAGGAGUACGUUUCGGGAAGAGGAUUCUGUGUGGCGAUGUCGAAACAUAGCAAAACUUCUCUACAUACACAUGCUGGGCUAUCCGGCACAUUUUGGGCAGCUAGAAUGCUUAAAACUGACAGCAAGCACAAGAUUCACAGAUAAACGGAUAGGAUACUUAGGUGCUAUGCUGCUUUUGGACGAGAGACAAGACGUACAUCUACUUAUAACCAACUGCUUAAAGAAUGACUUAAAUAGUUCUACACAAUUUGUCGUCGGCCUAGCAUUAUGCACCCUAGGAGCAAUUGCAUCACCAGAAAUGGCUCGAGAUUUAGCCAGUGAAGUGGAAAGGUUAAUGAAGUCUCCAAAUACUUAUAUAAGGAAAAAAGCAAUUUUAUGUGCGUUUCGUGUAAUACGAAGAGUUCCCGAGCUUAUGGAAAUUUUCUUGCCAGCAACAAGAUCGUUGUUGAGUGAGAAGAAUCAUGGUAUACUUAUAACGGGCGUAACUCUAAUCACAGAAAUGUGCGAGAACAGCGUAGACACAUUAAACCAUUUCAAAAAGGAUAGUGGAAAUCGAGAGAUUGUACCGAAUUUAGUGAGGAUUUUGAAAAAUCUUAUACUGGCUGGAUAUUCACCCGAGCAUGAUGUUAGUGGCGUUAGUGAUCCAUUCUUACAAGUGAAAAUCCUACGUUUACUACGCAUACUGGGACACAACGAUCCAGAUGCGUCUGAAGCAAUGAAUGAUAUUUUAGCUCAAGUUGCAACUAACACGGAAACUAGUAAAAAUGUAGGAAAUACGAUUUUAUAUGAAACAGUUAUAUCGAUUAUGGACAUAAGAUCCGAAGGAGGAUUACGAGUUCUGGCUGUUAAUAUUUUGGGUCGGUUUUUAUUGAAUAGCGACAAAAACAUUCGAUACGUUGCGCUGAAUACAUUGUUGCGCACCGUGCAUGCAGAUACAUCUGCUGUGCAGAGGCAUCGGACCACAAUAUUGGAGUGUCUCAAAGAUCCGGAUGUCUCGAUUCGGAGACGAGCUAUGGAGUUGUCGUUCGCUUUGAUAAAUGGCCAAAAUAUUCGAACGAUGACUAAGGAGUUGUUGGUUUUCUUAGAGAAGGCGGACUCGGAGUUUAAAGCUCAAUGCAGUUCGGGAAUGGUAUUGGCAGCUGAACGUUACGCGCCUUCUACGCGUUGGCAUUUAGAUACUCUUUUAGCUGUUUUAAUUGCUGCUGGCAACUAUGUUCGCGAUGAUGUGGUCUCUUCCACAAUUCAACUGAUAUCAAGUAGUCCACCCAAUGAACAAUCUUACAUAGCAAUACGACUAUGGGAAUCGCUACAGGUGUCUAACCACUGCGAAGAUAAGCAACCUUUACUCCAAGUCGCAGUGUGGUCGAUUGGAGAAUAUGCCGAUCUCUUUUUAUAUGCUGAAGGGAAUGAGGAUUUUGAAAAACCGAAAGAGUUAGAAUUAAUAGAAAUGUAUCAUAAAUUCUUAUCGUCAACACAAGUGUCCGUAACGAGUAAGCAAUUCGCACUGGUGUCAAUCAUGAAACUCAGUUCAAGGAUUCAAUGCUGUCAUGAGGAAAUCAAAACCAUCGUCGAAACCUUUGGCACUCAUUUGAACGUGGAUCUGCAACAACGUGGUGUUGAAUUCACACAACUUUUUGGUGCAAACAAUCAUCUUCGCAGUGCCCUAUUAGAGAAGAUGCCACCGAUGCAAAUCACUCGUGUAUCGCCGCAAAAUGGCACUCCCCCGGAUGAAAGCGGCAGUGAUUUACUUGAGAAUGGACUGCAAGAGGACAGUCCCAGUGUUGACCAGUCAUCCAAUAUAUUACUGGAUCUACUAGGUGGCUCGGAUAUCUCGGAUAAAACAGCUACAACAAAUAUACAAAGGAAAAAUUCAAAGAACGCAAAUCAAAAUGUAUCUGAACCAAGUAAUCAAGAUUUAUUAGAUCUGUUAGGUGGCAUCGACUUAAACGUUCCACCGCCGAUGACUAGUAGUAUUCCAAUUGCAACAGCAGAAAAUAGUAGCACGUUAAAUGGCAAUGAUUUAUCACAAUUGAACUCGGUUAAUUUCAACACGAUAACACAACCUGCUGUUGAUGCUAGUAUGUUAACAAACUCAUUUUUAGAUGAUUUAUCAUUAACACAAAAUACAAUGCAGCCUUGUGGUCCGCAAAUAACAGCCUUAGAAAAGAAUGGUAUUCUUGUUCAGUUAGUACCGUCGAAAGGAAAUGGGUGUCUGCAGAUCUUCAUGACGACAACAAACAGUUCGUUAAGUUCAAUAGAGCAAUUUUUAUUUCAGGCUGCUGUUCCUAGGAGUUUUACAUUACAAAUGCUUUCACCGUCUGGAUCGACACUUCCACCUGGUGGAACAAUUACACAAGAAUUACGAGUAGUUAGUACAUCGAAGGCUGUCCUUAGAAUGAGACUUCGCAUAUCAUAUGUAUUAGACGGUCAACCAGUUCUCGAACAAACUGAAGUGAGCGGAUUCCCGGAGAAUUGUUUCGACUAGUGCAACAAGGCGAAAACCAACAAACGAGGAAAAUAUACCCUAAAUAAGCUGUUAUUUCUCUAUUGUAUUGUUUAGUGAUUAACAAGAAAAGGAGAUAUCUUUUAUAUAAAUAUACAUAUACAAGGCGAUAAAAUAAAUUCAAAACAAGAAGCACUGUAUGAUGUUAUAGAGCCACGGUAAUUUAAAAUAUUAUUAUUCUUAUGUAUGUAUUUCUCUUUAUAAAAAUUCGAUCGACAUUUUUUUUAUAAAAAAUAAUAUUACGUAUAUCUAACUAUUCGGAGAGCAGAGCCAUGCGGACGGGGUCCAGAGCGUCGCUUGCGCGCGUCAAAUCACCUCCGCGGCAUGCAAAACUCUUGAAACGAAUCACUCGGAAAAUAACAACCAUUCAUUUUACCCUAAAUACAAAUUGCGUAAUUGUCCAAAAGCAAGCAAAUGAGUUCGGCAAGAAAAAAGACGUUGUCUAAGUUUUUUUUCCAUUUUCAUUUUGUAUUGAUUAGUCGAUAGUGUUGAAUGUAUUUUAUUUAGCUGUAAUAACUCUUGUUAAGUCAUCUCUACAAUCUGAUCAUUAUUUUUCUAAUUUAAAAACAAAGUACGCUAUACUAUUCUAUUUUAUGCAGAGAAGCGAGGAAGAUUGUACGGAAACGAUUGAAGCUAUAUUAGAGACCGAGAGAAGUUAAAUAUUGUGUAGUUGAUAAAAGCAAAGUGUCGUGAUAAAAGCUCUAGAGAAAUUUGUUUAAAACAAGAAAAUAUACGGAAGCAUCUAUGAAGAAAGAAGUCACUGUCAAUGUGAGAAAUAUUGUCUUUUAACACAUCUUAA